UUUUUAAAGGUCUCAAAUGACGACCGUCUUACGUAGAAACCCGACAGGUUUAAGAAUUUUUGGAGUCUGAUUACUUGCAAGAACGAGAGAGAGAGAAAGAGAGUCUGAUCGAUUAUCGUUUGUGCUUUUCGAAACCCUAAUCCGAUCAAAUUCUCUGGCUAAACCUUCCCUGAAUUCACAGAUACAGAAAUAGAUAACAGGUAUAAUGGUCGAUGUAGCCGACAAAUUGGCUUAUUUCCAAGCAAUCACAGGCGUCGAAGACCCCGAUUUGUGCCGCGAGAUCCUCUCCGCCCACGACUGGGACCUCGAACAAGCCAUCUCCACCUUCACCACCACCACCGCAACCAGUACCUCCACCGCAACCCCCGCCCCGAACGGCGUCGUCGGAACCAGUAACCAAUCCGAUGCAACCGAAUCGGGCCUAGUCGUCCGCGGAGCAGCCGCCCCGCCCGGUCUCGCCUGGAAGCUCAUUACGCUGCCGUUUUCCAUUAUUUCCGGUAGUCUAGGGCUCAUUUCCGGCGCUAUUGGGCUGGGCCUGUGGGCCGCCGGCGGCGUCCUCUCCUACUCCCUAGGCGUAAUCGGGCUGAGCUCGAACCGUAACGGCGCGGCGGCGCCGUUAGUUCCGUUGUCGGGGGCCGCGGCGGAGGCGGCGGACUUCGUGGCGGAAUUCGAGAGGUUAUACGGCGCGACGGCGCGGCCGAAUUUCGUGGCGGAAGGGUUUAUGGACGCGUUGCAGAGGUCCAGGCACGAGUUCAAGAUGUUGUUCGUGUACCUGCACUCGCCUGAUCACCCGGAUACGCCGGCGUUUUGCGAGGGGACGCUGUGUUCCGAAGUGCUGGCGGCGUUUGUGAACGAGAAUUUCGUGGCGUGGGGAGGGAGUAUACGUGCCAGUGAGGGUUUUAAGAUGAGUAAUAGCUUGAACGCGUCGAGGUUCCCGUUUUGCGCCGUGGUUAUGGCUGCGACGAAUCAGAGGAUUGCCUUGCUUCAGCAGGUUGAGGGGCCCACAUCUCCUGAGGAAAUGCUGACAGUGUUGCAGAGAGUGCUUGAAGAAAGUGCCCCUGUUCUUGUUGCUGCAAGGCUUGAUGCAGAAGAACGUAGAACCAACAUCCGUUUGAGGGAGGAACAAGAUGCUGCUUACCGAGCAGCUCUUGAAGCUGAUCAAGCAAGGGAACGGCAGAGGAAAGAAGAGCAAGAGCGGCUAGCUAGGGAAGCUGCUGAAGCUGAGAGGAAGCGCAUGGAAGAAGAAGAGGCUCGUGAAAGAGAAGCACGUGAAGCUGCUGAGAAAGAAGCUGAACUAGCUAGAAUUCGGCAGGAAAAAGCCCUGUCACUGGGAGCUGAGCCUGAAAAAGGACCUGAUGUCACUCAAGUUUUGGUGCGGUUCCCAACUGGAGAGCGGAAGGGAAGGAGGUUCCAUAAUACUGCAACGAUCCAGGCACUAUAUGACUAUGUCGAUUCUUUGGGUUGCUUAGAAGUUGAGAGUUACAGCCUUGUCUCCAAUUUCCCCCGCAUCGUCUACAGUCCAGAGAAGCUCUCUAUGUCCCUGAAAGAAGCAGGGUUACAUCCACAGGCCAGCCUUUUUGUGGAGCUGAGCUCCUGAGAGCAACUUCUCUUACGCAAAACUUGAAUCCAAUGAUUAAACGCACUAGUAGGUUAUUUUGUUAUGUUCUCUCAUUUGUAUUUUCGACCUGAUUUAGUGAUGACACUGUGACAGGAUUGUUGCAUAUAUGCCUACAUGUUUGAUGUUUUAUGCUGCA
Molecule: messenger RNA, 1754 nt
Organism: Rhododendron vialii
Lineage: Eukaryota; Viridiplantae; Streptophyta; Magnoliopsida; Ericales; Ericaceae
Product: plant UBX domain-containing protein 10
Exons: 4
Coding region: 206-1597 (463 amino acids)
Cellular component (GO): endoplasmic reticulum
Molecular function (GO): ubiquitin binding
Source: RefSeq, a predicted model, not a curated record